CCUGCGCGGCUCGGCCGGCCUUCCGUGCACCCUACCUUUACCCCUGACCUCGCACACCGGCUGCUCUCGCCUUGGAGGCCCCGGCGGGGCUCCCCGAUGGGCCCUCUCGCGGUGGCCGCCAUGGGCCUCCCCUCGCUGGCGGCCCCGCUCCUGGCGGCCCUGGCGGCGGGGGCGAGCGGCCUGGAGACCGCGAAGCGGAGUCGCAGCCUGCCCGCGCUGCCCGGCUGCUACAUGUGGCAGCCGAGCGGGUGCCCUCAGAGGCCCGCGAACGUGUCGCACCCCUUCCUGUGGACACGUGACGUGGUUGGCGAGCUGGGGUUCGGCGCUGGGCGGGUCAGGAAAGUGUGCGAGUACUAUCGGAAGAUCUCCAUCGACAAGGAGUGCGGGACCGUGGACGUUACCAUGCUUUACGUCCCGGAUCAGAGGCGCGCUGGCAAAAAUGCGACCGGUGCGCCCAGCGCCGACUCGCACAGCUGA
Prorocentrum cordatum is the source of this 477-nucleotide messenger RNA. NCBI's taxonomy places the organism in Eukaryota, Dinophyceae, Prorocentrales, Prorocentraceae. The record is from the annotation of a GenBank genome assembly.